AUGGCGACUUUACCAGUGACGAUCCCGGUUAGCCGGGAGUUCAGCUCAAGAGAGCGACUUGAGGACCAUCUCGAGCUCAUGCGAAAGUUCAAAUGCAUUUUGGAUGAUGUAGAGCAGCCAAGUGGGCAAACACGUAGAUUCCCGCCCCUUCCGCCUGGCAUUUCAGGUCAAAAAGAAGAGGCGAGAUGGAGAGUGCAAUGCCUCUUGAUGAGCGCUGAGGUCCGGUACUCGAUAUAUCUUCAAAUUUUAGAAAGAUGGAUUUAUGGACUAACGUACUCUGGCAGGGACGUGGCCAUCAUAUUCUAUGCUCAUCUCCUCUCACCAUUCAACUUCCAGAGAGAUGUCGGAUCAAAUUUCCCAAACCUUUGGAAAGCAGAGAUUGAAUUCCCUCUUGCCAGAAUGCGCUCAACCAAUACAGAUGAAGCUAGUAAACGUGCAUGGACGAGGGAAUACCCCGAUGUAUCUUACCAGGUUGUCGAGUUCAUUCCUGCUGGCGACCACGCAUAUAUCACUGCUGACGAUGCUAUGGACAUACACGGCUAUAACUGUGGCUGGACGCGCUGCGCAACGAAUGCGACCAAAGGAGAGUGCGUCAUCCGAAUGACUGAAUGGCCCAAAUACCGUGUCGGCCGAGCCAUUAUCAUCUGCCCGCGUUGUCAGACUGAGAUGUUCAUUGGCAAAACGGUCGAGGCUCCCGGAGUGCUCAAAUUCUCUCGUGCCGCAUUUGGGUUCCCAAUCUUUGACCUAUGGGACAGCCCUCAACGACAGUUUGGUAGCCAAGGAUUUGUGGACCGGAUCUUGGCUUUGACCAAGGCUCGAGGCCUGUUGCCAGACCAUGUUUCCCGCUAUCUGAAGUUCCUACAGCUCAUCAAAGAGAGUAAAUCCACACUUGUUCCAACCCUCGACAUCGAUCUCCUCUGGCACACCCACCAGCUCUCACCGGUUGCAUAUGAGAAGUACUGCAAGAAGUACUUGAGGCGACAGAUCAAUCACGUCGAUACCAUCCGCGCGACGACGCGCUCCACGGGGCAGGACGACACGGAGCGCCUCUGGGCGACGCGGUACGGCGAGUCUUACUUUGACCCUGAAAGUACGUCCACGUCUACCGAAAUCAAACGACGCAAAGCCAGGUGGAAAGGGAAGCGGGAGGACUGGGGAGCUAAGCUGGCUCCGUACGACCACAACCACCAAGAUCUAAAGAAAGGACGCGAGGAAGCAAACGACCGUGCGUCAACCAAACGCACCGGCAUACGCAUCGCGCGUAAGGCGGCGAGAGUGCUCCACGCGGCACUGCUCAAGCUGCGUUACUACCGCCAGUCGCAAGGACAGCAGCUGCGGGAGCUAGAAUACAAUCGUCAGUCGCUGAUGGAGGAGCGCACGUACAAGUGGCGCGAAGUAGAGACUCUCGGAGGUGAGGGCCGGAGUGUGUUACGAGAGCAGGAGCGCCUCAACAAGAAAUGGGAGGAGGCAGAGAAGAGGAGGCAGGUGCUAGAGCAGCGGCUCACGACCGAGGUGGCCUUACCAACAGUCGCGAUUUGGCCGUUUAAUGUCGACGGCACGGACAGGCACGAUCAUCAACACCAGCAUCAGCAGCAGUACCAGGAGGAUCGGUAUAACGGGUCGUGGUACUCGAUCGUGCCGUCAGAGGUGCAGUCCGAUGUGCAUCCCAUUGUGGAUGGCGUGGACGAUAGGACGUCGAAUGAGGAGGGGGUGGUGCAGCAGGAGGAUGCGGCGUCGGAGGAGGUGGCGGAUGCGGCGGCGGAGGAGGGUGUGGAGGUGGCGGAUGCGGUGGUGGUUAAGGCGUGUAAUAACAACGGUGAGUGUCGUGACAAGCCUCUAUCGACAUCAGCAACUUCUAUCUUGGAACUUAUAUAA
Molecule: messenger RNA, 1875 nt
Organism: Penicillium lagena
Lineage: Eukaryota; Fungi; Ascomycota; Eurotiomycetes; Eurotiales; Aspergillaceae
Exons: 4
Coding region: 1-1875 (624 amino acids)
Source: RefSeq, a predicted model, not a curated record